Molecule: messenger RNA, 4013 nt
Organism: Erythranthe guttata (spotted monkey flower)
Lineage: Eukaryota; Viridiplantae; Streptophyta; Magnoliopsida; Lamiales; Phrymaceae
Product: Calcium-binding EF hand family protein
Biological process (GO): endosomal transport; endocytosis
Cellular component (GO): plasma membrane; cytoplasm; nucleus
Molecular function (GO): calcium ion binding; protein binding
Source: RefSeq, a predicted model, not a curated record
CCGAUCCCUAAUACAAACAAAAUCAUUUUCACCAAAUCAAUCAAAAUUACAAAUUGAUUCUCCCAAUUUCUCCUCUCCGCCCUCCGCCACUAAAAUUUACCAACGGCCCCAUCCGCCGCUGCCACCGGGCGGCUCUCUCCUCCACCAAUUCCGUCGGCAAUCACCGCCGCCGCCGUCGACAAUUUCACGCCGGAAAAAGUCGGUGCAGUGUUCUUCGCUGAGCUCCCCUUACACAACUUCAAAACGACGACGCUGUUGUAACUCUGACAAUCGACUCCGUCGCAAGUCCUUUUUGCAGGCAAAGCUCUCAUCUCUCCAGAUCCCGCCAAAUUCCUCGCAUCUCGAUCAAUUUGGAUCUGCGAAUUGAUCCGUGGUUUUGGAUCCGACUUCGCGAACAGAUUGAAGUGUUUUUGGACCGUAGAGAAUGGCGGGGCAAAAUCCAAAUAUGGAGCAAUUUGAGGCAUAUUUUCUGAGAGCCGAUAUGGAUCGGGAUGGUCGGGUUAGUGGGAAGGAGGCAGUUGAUUUCUUCAAAGCCUCGAACUUGCCCCAACAAGUUCUCGCUCAGAUAUGGGGGUAUGCUGAUCAAAAGCAAACUGGUUUCCUUGGUCGUCCCGAAUUUUAUAAUGCUCUUAAACUUGUUACAGUGGCACAAAGUAAGCGAGGGUUGACUCCAGAUAUUGUGAAGGCUGCCUUGUAUGGUCCAGCUUCAUCCCAAAUUCCUGCUCCCCAAAUAAAUCUUGCAGCCUUGUCUGGUCCUCAGUCAACUAUGAAGGUAGGUGUGUCUCCGGCACAACCAAGUGGCACUCCUACAUCCACCCAAGGUGUAGGUGUAAGUGGCUCCAUUCGUUUUCCUUCUCAGCAGAACCAAUUCGUGGUGCCACCUCAGCCUCGACCUCCUAGUUCCGGAUUCCAGUCUCAUCUAGGUGUUUCAGGCCAAGGAAUCCCUGUGGCAGGUUCUCAGUACCCGACAUCUUCUAAUUUGGUUCCUGGGAGUACGGAUGGUUCUAGAGCUGGAAUUUCUGCUCAGGUUUCCAAUAGAAGCUUAAAUACUGCAAAUAAGGAAGGCAUUGUCUCCGUAUCUUCACCUAUUACACAACCUAAACCACCAGAAAGUACGGGUUUUUUUCAGUCUGGUCCAUCCAUGCAGACUGACACUGCUUCCCAGGUUGGAAAAGAAGAGUCCAAACCACUGUCAGCUACAGGAAAUAUGUUCUCAGUGGCACCUUCUCAACCGAAGCAAAACUCCACACAACUUGCAUAUUCUUCUGGUAGCAUACCCGCCUCAUCUAACGCAACCUUCACUUCUUUAACAGACUAUUCUACCAUGAAGCCAAAUGAUGUUUCUCACCCUCCAGCAAUUCAAGCUCACCAGCCCCCAUCCACAGAGAAGAAAGUAAAUCAACAUGUUCUGGCACCUAAUCCAGUUGGAGCUGGAAACCUUGCAUCUGCUCAACCUCCGCCUCCAUGGCCAAGAAUGACUCCGUCUGAUGUUCAGAAGUACAGCAAGGUAUUUGUGCAAGUGGAUACUGACAGAGAUGGAAAAAUUACUGCCGAACAGGCACGGGACCUAUUCCUUAGUUGGAGGCUGCCACAAGGGGUCUUAAAGCUUAUUUGGGACUUAUCGGAUCAAGACAAUGACCGCAUGCUUUCGUUGAGAGAGUUCUGCAUUGCGCUCUAUUUGAUGGAACGAUUUCGAGAAGGUCGCCCUCUUCCUAAUGUGCUUCCAAACUCUGUUAUUGAUGGGUCAUUGUUUCCUUCCCCAGGUCAACCAGCUGCGGCAUAUGGUUACCAACAACCUCAAGGGACUAAGAAUGCACGACCACCCCCUUCUGCUGGUGGAAGAAAGCCACCUCGUCCAGUUCCUGUUCCCCAACCUGAUGAGCCCAUACAAGAAAAGGCCAAAGUCCCAGUGCUGGAGAAGCAUCUUGUAGACCAACUUAGCACAGAGGAGCAGGAUUCGUUAAACAAAAAGCUCGAGGAAGCAAAGGAUGCAGAGAAAAAGGUAUCAGAUUUGGAAAAGGAUAUUGUAGAAGCCAAACAAAAAAUUCAGUUCUACCGUGCCAAGAUGCAAGAACUUAUUCUGUACAAAAGCCGAUGCGAUAAUCGGCUGAACGAGAUCACCUCAAAAGUUGUUGAAGACAAAAAAGAGGCUGAGUCAUUAGCAAAGAAAUAUGAAGAGAAGUACAAUAAGAAUGGAGCUGUUUCAUCUAGAUUGACCAUUGAAGAAUCCACAUUUCGUGAUAUUCAGGAUAAAAAAAUGGAACUGUACCGCGCAAUUGUUAGACUGGAACAUGAUAAAGCUGAUGGUAUUCAGGAUCGAGCUAAUAAGAUCCAGUUAGAGGUUGAGGAACUAGUUAAAGCCUUGAAUGAACGGUGCAAAACUUAUGGACUACGUGCGAAACCAACUUCACUGCUCGAGCUUCCAUUUGGUUGGCAAUCUGGCAUUGAAGCAGCAGCCGCGGAUUGGGAUGAAGCUUGGGAUGUGUUCGAAGAUGAAGGAUUUAUGCAAGUCAAAGAGCUUACUCUCGAAGUGCAAAACAUCAUUGCCCCUCCCAAACCAAAGACUUCAUUGAUUAGAGAGAGAGUUACUUCCUUAGAUAACAGCGAUACUUCAAGAUCACCAUCUAAAGCUGAUGACAAGUCAGAACUCACAAAUUCUGAACUUGACAAUGAGAGACCAAAAGCCAACAUUGAGAAAACAGCAAGAAGUCCACCUGGCAGUCCAGCUGGCAGUAAUGCAGCUGAGAGCCCAUCAAAGGAAUUGCACGAUCUGCGAAUGAGGAACAUCAAUGUAAAUGGUUCACCUCGUGCAUUCGACACCCAAAGUGAAAUUGGUGGAGCCGAUUCUGUACAUUCUGGGGAAAAAGGUUUCGAUGAACCAGGUUGGGAUUCCUUUGAUGCCCAUUAUGACUCAGAUGCACAAUCGGAAUUCAAUUCUUUCAAGGACUUUGAACGGGACUUUGAACGCGAAAGAAGAAACGGAAGCUCUUUAUUUGGUGACGAAGACUGGGGUCUAAACCCAAUUAAAACUACAUCCACAGACUCAGAUAGAACAUUUCCAAACCAAGGACCAUUCUUCGAUUCAGUUCCGAGUACCCCACUUUAUAAUUCCACCAACUCUCCUAAUGCAGAUAACAUUUUCUCAGGCAAGCCGUUCGGAUUUGCAGAUUCUAUGCCAAGCACACCAAUGUACAAUUCUAGCAUCUCUCCUCGGAAAUUCAACGAAGAUCAAGAUGAACACUAUUCAUUCGAAAGCAGCAGCUUCUCGAGAUUCGAUUCCUUCAACAUGCACGAUAGCGGUCCUUUUGGUUCACGCAAUGAUUCCUUCACGAGAUUUGAUUCCAUGCGUAGCACUCGAGAUUCUGAAUACGAUCAGGGAUACUUUGCACCACAGGAAUCUUUGACCAGAUUUGACUCUUUUCGUAGCACGGCAGAUUCCGAUUACAACUUUGGGCAGUUUACUCCACGUGAUUCUUCUUUCAGUAGAUUUGAUUCCAUGCGCAGUAGCACAAGAGAAUCUGAUUAUGGCCAUGGUUUUCCAUCGUUCGAUGAUGGUGCGGAUCCUUUUGGAUCCAGCGACCCGUUUAAGGUAUCGAGUGAAGAUCAAACUCCGAGGAAAGAUUCUGACAGCUGGAAAGCUUUCUAAAAUGUUCCUAUUUUUUUUUCUUUUGCCAUUCUUUCUCUUGUGUGCGCUCUAUCGUCAUUCGUCUGUUGUGUUUGUAACUUCUUCUGUUGUGACCCAUUUUCGAGGUAUGGCAGUUUUCUUAUCCUUUGAUUUGGCGGGAAAUAGUUGAUUGAUCGGUUUUAUCUGUACCAUUUUCACCUUGGUAUUGUGGUUGCCUAGAACAUAUUUUUUUUAGUUGAUUAUUGUUUUCCUUUUUGUUGAUGUUUUUUUUUUUUUGUCGAGAGAUUGUUGAUGUUAAUAUAUUCAUUUUUUUUUUGUAUCCUGGUAGUGUUGUAACAUUUGUAACAGAUAUGAAGUGACUUCAAUUGAUUGGUGUUUGAGAUGGUUU